This is a messenger RNA of Budorcas taxicolor (takin), 2652 nucleotides long. RefSeq names its product sestrin-1. Gene Ontology annotation, molecular function: L-leucine binding; oxidoreductase activity, acting on peroxide as acceptor. Lineage: Eukaryota; Metazoa; Chordata; Mammalia; Artiodactyla; Bovidae. Bases 109 to 1587 code for a protein of 492 amino acids. Gene Ontology annotation, biological process: cellular response to leucine starvation; negative regulation of TORC1 signaling; positive regulation of macroautophagy. Gene Ontology annotation, cellular component: nucleus. The transcript has 10 exons. The record is from RefSeq and is a predicted model, not a curated record.
UCAGCGCUGACUGAGGCUGCAGCUCAGAUCUAGGCUGGCUGCCAGCCCAGCGCUCUUCUCCACGCUGUUGCGGUUCCUCUGCGCGUCCGCCACUGUCCCUGCGCCGACAUGCGCCUGGCUACAGCCGCGAACGAGGCGUAUACGGCGUCUCUGGCCGUCUCGGAGCUGCUGGGCUGCAAGCAGUGUGGUGGGAGCCGCGGCCAGGACGAGGAACUUGGAAUUAGAAUUCCUCGACCACUAGGACACGGACCAAGCAGAUUCAUCCCAGAAAAGGAGAUUCUCCAAGUGGGGAGUGAAGACGCACAGAUGCAUACUUUAUUUACAGAUUCUUUUGCUGCUUUGGGUCGUUUGGAUAAUAUUACCUUAGUGAUGGUUUUUCACCCACAGUAUUUAGAAAGUUUCUUAAAAACUCAACACUAUCUACUGCAAAUGGAUGGGCCAUUACCCCUUCAUUAUCGGCACUACAUUGGAAUAAUGGCUGCAGCAAGACAUCAGUGCUCCUAUUUAGUGAAUCUCCAUGUAAAUGAUUUCCUUCAUGUUGGUGGAGACCCCAAGUGGCUUAAUGGUUUAGAGAAUGCUCCUCAAAAACUACAGAAUUUAGGAGAACUUAACAAAGUGUUAGCCCAUAGACCUUGGCUUAUUACCAAAGAACAUAUUGAGGGGCUUUUAAAAGCUGAAGAGCAUAGCUGGUCCCUUGCAGAACUGGUACAUGCAGUAGUUCUCCUCACACACUAUCAUUCUCUUGCCUCGUUCACAUUUGGCUGUGGGAUCAGCCCAGAGAUUCACUGUGACGGCGGCCACACAUUCAGACCGCCUUCUGUUAGUAACUACUGCGUCUGUGACAUCACAAACGGCAAUCACAGUGUGGAUGAGAUGCAGGUCAACUCAGCAGGCAAUGUUUCGGUAAGUGAUUCCUUCUUUGAGGUUGAAGCCCUCAUGGAAAAGAUGAAGCAGUUACAGGAAUGUCGAGAAGAAGAGGAGGCAAGUCAGGAAGAGAUGGCUUCACGUUUUGAAAUAGAAAAAAGAGAGAGCAUGUUUGUCUUCUCUUCAGAUGAUGAUGAAGUUACACCAGCAAGAGAUGUAUCACGUCACUUUGAGGAUACUAGUUAUGGCUAUAAGGAUUUCUCUAGACAUGGAAUGCACGUCCCAACAUUUCGAGUCCAGGACUAUUGCUGGGAAGACCAUGGUUAUUCUUUGGUAAAUCGUCUUUAUCCAGAUGUAGGACAGUUGAUUGAUGAAAAAUUUCACAUUGCUUACAAUCUUACUUAUAACACAAUGGCAAUGCACAAAGAUGUUGAUACCUCAAUGCUCAGACGGGCUAUUUGGAACUAUAUUCACUGCGUGUUUGGAAUCAGAUACGAUGACUAUGACUAUGGUGAAAUUAACCAGCUAUUGGAUCGUAGCUUUAAAGUUUAUAUCAAAACUGUUGUUUGCACUCCUGAAAAGGUUACCAAAAGAAUGUAUGAUAGCUUCUGGAGGCAGUUCAAGCACUCUGAGAAGGUUCAUGUUAAUCUGCUUCUUAUAGAAGCUAGGAUGCAAGCAGAACUCCUUUAUGCUCUGAGAGCCAUUACUCGCUAUAUGACCUGACGCCUUUCCUCCAUUAAAGAUGAUGGAACGAUCAGCAGAUAUAGUCUACAGGGGGAAGGUACUCAGCCCCAGGACCAAUGGUAGAUAAAAGAAUUCAAAAUCCAUUGUGCCAUGAUUCCUUUAGUUUCUGCUAUUUUACUGUGGAAACGCCACUGCUGGCACAAGCAGUGAGUGCUCGGCAGCUUCAAGUUUAGAGCUGUGAAGAAGGGCUGCUGUUCACAGUAUUUUGCUUUUUGACAGUACAAGAUGCUGUAUAACUUUUAAUACAGCAAAUAGUAUCUCUCCAAAUCCUGUUGCUUUUAUGUUAAAAAAAUAAGAUAACAAAAAUUGGAGCAUGCAAAGAAUGGGACUUUGAUAAUGAUGUAAGCUUUUAUACAUAAAGAAUUUUAGAUAUUGGUGCUGCUAUUCCUGCUGGUGGAAUGAACAGAGUGGCUGUUCCGGUUAAGCUAUUAGUAAUAAGGUGAACACUGCUACUAUCUGAGCCUACAUGCGUAAAAUUUGUGUGGUUUCAAAUUAAACUUACAUAUAUGUGUUAAUUUUUUUGCAUCUAAAAUUACUCACAGCUCAGCAAAGACCAUUAUGAUGGUAACAGCUCAUUUUUUUCAUAUAGUUUUUUUUUUAAUUCAGUUAUUGGAUGAUAUUAAAUUACAGUGGCAUUCUUAAAGACUUCUUCAAAAAGCAAUCUUACAUGAAAAAUGUAUAAAUUAUCUUUUGAUGUGCUGUUUCCCAAGGUUCUGUGACACUGGAGGGCAGCUGUCCUGUGUGGUGUUUUUGUUUCCACCACCAAAGUUAUGGGAAAUAUUAUGUAGCUGCUGCUCAGUCCCAGGUGCAUUCUGCCCACCUCAUGGUCCCCCCUUCAAAUAUUGUGCAGCUCCUUAAAUAAUAAAGCUGGAAAAUAUUUUUAGUCAGGUUAUCAAAUUUGAUUUACAAAAAAUGCUAACUUUGAAAUGCAAACAGGCUUGAGAAAUGUAUUAAGUACAUUGUAUUCUGGAAGCGUGAAUUGCUUUUGAAGUCUGUCAGUAUUAUUAGUAUUUUUCAAUAAAGAAUAAUUUUUCUCCAAUUUUA